UCAGGCGAGCUACAGUAAGGAGGUCUCUCGCGAUAAAAACAGAUUUCAGCUGCGGGCGGGGUUGGUGAGGGUGAGCGCUCUCGCGAUACUUUGAAAGUACGGCGGCGACAGCCACACUGGUGAGAGGACCGGAAACUCUUGGUCUUGAGCGUCCAAUACUGGAAGCGGCCUUUCUUUACCGGAAACCCUUUUCCAGGGAAUAGGAAGACUGCCCACCUGGCCGGAAGUCCCACCUCUCUGAGAUUUUCCCCCCACCCUUCCAUAACUUUUUCAGUUUGCCUCUUUUCCCUUCCUCCGACUUAUUUGUGCACCAGGAAAGGGUAUUGUCUUCUUCUGAGCUCCACUAAACGGGCUUGUUAUCUCAGUCUCCGAGCUGGGUGCCUUCCCUAGGUCCCCCAUGUAGUUGAGAAGUGGGACCUGGGGGUGAUUGGACCCCUGGGAUCCUAAAGGAGGGGCAGGGAGGGCAGAGAACUCGGCUUCUGCUGUCAGGACGCGACCUCCUUAGCCUUACCCCUCCUGCUGUCAUGCACCCUGCGGCCUUCCCGCUUCCUGUGGUUGUGGUUACUGUGCUGUGGGGAGCUGCUCCCAUCCGAGGGCUUAUUCGAGCGACCUCAGAGCACAAUGCCAGCAUGGACUUUGCAGACCUCCCAGCUCUGUUUGGGGCUUCCCUGAGUGAAGAGGGACUCCAGGGAUUCCUUGUGGAGGCUCACCCAGAAAAUGCUUGCAGUCCCAUUGCCCCACCACCCCCAGUCAACGGGUCAGUCUUUAUUGCACUGCUUCGAAGAUUCGACUGCAACUUUGACGUCAAGGUCCUAAAUGCUCAGAAGGCUGGAUAUGCUGCAGCUGUGGUACACAAUGUGAAUUCCAAUGAGCUUCUGAACAUGGUGUGGAAUAGUGAGGAAAUCCAGCAGCAGAUCUGGAUCCCAUCUGUGUUUAUUGGAGAGAGGAGUGCCGAGUACCUGCGUGCCCUCUUUGUCUACGAGAAGGGGGCUCGGGUACUUCUGGUUCCAGAUAAUAGCUUCCCCUUGGGCUAUUACCUCAUUCCUUUCACUGGGAUUGUAGGACUGCUGGUUUUGGCCAUGGGAGCAGUAAUGAUAGUUCGCUGUAUCCAGCACCGUAAACGACUCCAGCGGAAUCGACUCACCAAAGAGCAACUGAAACAGAUCCCUACCCAUGACUAUCAAAAGGGAGACCAGUAUGAUGUCUGUGCCAUCUGCCUGGAUGAAUAUGAGGACGGGGACAAGCUACGGGUACUUCCCUGUGCUCACGCAUAUCACAGCCGUUGUGUGGACCCCUGGCUCACUCAGACGCGGAAGACCUGCCCCAUCUGCAAGCAACCUGUUCAUCGGGGUCCUGGCGAUGAGGAACAAGAGGAAGAAACUCAGGGACCAGAGGAGGGUGAUGAGGAAGAGGAACCAAGGGACCACCCUACCUCAGAAUGGACCCCACUCUUGGGCUCCAGUCCCACUCUUCCUACUUCCUUUGGCUCCCUAGCUCCAGCACCCCUUGUUUUUCCUGGGCCCUCCACAGAACCCCCACCUUCUCCUCCCUCUGCCAUUCUAACUUGAUCUCCCCCCCCCCCAUAUACACACCUAUUUGCACAAGUUCUUUUCCUCUACUCUUUUGAUAAGGGACUUUCCCACCCCAGCCUCAUUGUUGGGGGUUGUGGGAGGGGGGUUGUGGUAGAACAGGGCAUAGGAAGAAAGACUUCAUUUCUUGGGUUAAUAAAUUUUUUUGUGGACUAAGGUAAA
Jaculus jaculus (lesser Egyptian jerboa) is the source of this 1751-nucleotide messenger RNA. It is a transcript of the gene Rnf167, whose product is annotated as ring finger protein 167. The coding region runs from base 525 to 1568 and encodes 347 amino acids. Lineage: Eukaryota; Metazoa; Chordata; Mammalia; Rodentia; Dipodidae. Gene Ontology annotation, cellular component: nucleoplasm; cytoplasm. The record is from RefSeq and is a predicted model, not a curated record. The transcript has 10 exons. Gene Ontology annotation, biological process: protein ubiquitination; ubiquitin-dependent protein catabolic process; positive regulation of DNA-templated transcription. Gene Ontology annotation, molecular function: ubiquitin protein ligase activity; zinc ion binding.